UACAAUGGACAAAAUCCUCUUUGAAGCUUCCUUAACAGGAAAUGUACAAGUCCUCAACGAAUUACUCGCUCAAGACGAAUUAAUUCUCGAUAGAGUUUCGCUAACCAGAGUCAGCGAAACUCCAUUGCACAUUGCAGCCUUGAGAGGCCACAAUGAUUUCGCGAAGAUUCUUCUUCUCAAAAAACCAACACUUGCCACGUCCCUCGACUCGUCAAGGCAAACGCCACUUCACUUGGCCGCAGCCGCGGGCCACGUGGAGAUCGCACGCGAACUUUUGCAUGUCACGAGUGCGGAAGGAUGUCGUUUUUGCGACAAAGAUGGAAGAACACCUCUCUACUUGGCUGCCAAAAAUGAACAGUUGGAGAUUAUCAAACUCUUGAUUGAAACAAAACCUGAUCUCUGUAAAGAAUUGCAAGAAAAUGGGGAAACUAUUUUGCAUACAUGUAUAUUUUAUAAUCGUUUUGAAGCAUUUAAAUUGUUGUGCCAAUUGUGGAAUGAAGAUGAUGAGCUGGCAAUGCUGAAAGACCGUAAUGGGAACACCCUCUUGCACCUAGCUGCUGGUCAUAAACAAGUUCAGACUGUGAAGUAUCUGCUUCAGAAAUCUAGUAUCAGAACAAAUAAAAACGUUGUUAAUAAACACGGGUUCACAGCAUUAGAUGUUCUUGAUCAUUGUCCACGUGAUUUCGACGCAUUAGGAAUCCGAACUUUACUAUUGGAAGCCAACGUUCAAAGAUCCAAACAUGUUAAAUCAUUCCAAACUGACGAAUCCGCUUCGUCGCAAAAUGUUAUGAGUAACAACAAGCCGAACGGAAACUGGUUAGAAAAACAACGCGGGAUUCUCAUACUUGCGACGAUAGUAGUCGCAACAACGUCGUUCUACUCAGGGCUACACCCUCCAGGAGGGACGUUUACGGAUUCUAAGGACGGGCCGCUAGGAAACGCGGUCAAAACCGAACCGGAUGUGGGACCGUUCAGUGAUUUCGUGAUCCAGAACACGAUAAUCAUGGUUUUAUCAUUGAUGAUAUUUGUGGUGUUGCUAAGUGGAAUCCCUUUAAGGAACAAGUUUUGUUUGUGGGUGCUCAAUUUAGCGACGCUUUGCAUCAUGUUUUUCGUGGCGGUUACGUACUUGGUGGAGAUAGCCAACAUGUCCCCUGACACGUGGGUGAAUGGGCUAACUAUGAUCAUGUGUUAUGCAUGGAUGCUUUUGUGCUUGUUGUUUGCAGUCAGUCACACUAUUUCCUUUAUGACAUGGGUUGUAAAGAAAUUGUUGAAGGCUAGAACAAGAACAAAAAUGAGAAAUAAUAAUCCAAUUAAUGGCGUUUGAUUCAAUUUUAGUAGGAAUUUCAUUUCAUUUCAUUGUAUUGUAUGUAUUAUAUUUGUUGUUUGGUUUUACUUAUGGUCAUGUGACUUGCUUUUCUAUGUAAACAUAUUUGUAUUCAACUUCAUUUAAUUAUUCUCUGGUUUAAAAGCUGUA
This is a messenger RNA of Helianthus annuus (common sunflower), 1474 nucleotides long. RefSeq names its product protein ACCELERATED CELL DEATH 6. Lineage: Eukaryota; Viridiplantae; Streptophyta; Magnoliopsida; Asterales; Asteraceae. Gene Ontology annotation, molecular function: protein phosphatase 1 binding; protein phosphatase regulator activity. The transcript is spliced from 2 exons. The record is from RefSeq and is a predicted model, not a curated record. Bases 5 to 1324 code for a protein of 439 amino acids. Gene Ontology annotation, cellular component: plasma membrane.